AUGAGUCGCAUUCGGAACACUCUCAAAGAGGAACUAAUUCCAAAAAUUUGCUCAUCGCUAGAGGAUACUAGUCGGAGAGUGGUAAGGGAAGAGUUGGAGCAUGCAAGUUCUCAAUCUGCUCAACUUGUAAGAUCUUCUGGAAAAUGUCGAAAGAAGGAUGAAGUGAGAAACUUGCAGCUUCAAUUCAAAACCAGGCUCUCCCUCCCUCUCUUUACUGGGCAGAAACUAGAAGGAGAGCACGGCGCGCCCAUUGUUGUCAUAUUAAUCAAUGCAAAUACAGGCGAUAUUGUUGAAUCAGGUCCAGAGUCCUCUGUUAAGUUGGAUGUUGUUGUGAUUGAUGGUGAUUUUAAGAAAGAGGAUGAUGAUUACUGGACCAAGGAAGAAUUUGAGAAAUAUGUAGUGAAGGAGCGGGAAGGGAAGAGGCCUCUGCUUACUGGAAACCUUGAAGUGAUUCUAAAGGGAGGCACUGGGGUGCUGGGUGAGUUAGCGUUCACUGACAAUUCAAGCUGGAAUCGGAGCAAGAAGUUCAGGCUAGGAUUACGGGUGUCGCCUGGAUAUUGUGAGAAUAUUCGCAUUUGCGAAGCAAAAACAGAGGCGUUCACUGUGAAGGAGCAUAGAGGAGAGUCAUACAAGAAACACUAUCCACCAGCAUCUGACGAUGAGGUCUGGAGAUUGGCAAAUAUUGCAAAGGAUGGAUCAUCUCACAAGAGGCUGAAUGAAGCAGGAAUAUACAAGGUGGAAGAGUUUUUACGACAACUCUCCAUGGACUCCAAGAAACUGAGAAAUAUUCUCGGAAAGGGCAUGACUGACAAGAAGUGGAAAGUCCUCCUAGAUCAUGCAAAAACUUGCACUCUGAAUGGGAAACUUUACGUGUACUAUCACGAUAAUGAAAGUGAUCAUGCUGUUAUACUCAACAAUGUUGGUCAACUCAGUGGCCUUGCUGUGAACGGGGUGUUUUGUACUAUUGACAGAUUUUCUCCCCAGCAGAAGGACUAUGCAGAUAGAUUGGCGAAAAAGGCCUAUGAGAAUUGGAAUGAUGUUAGACAGUUUGAUGCUGAGGCUUCUUCAAGUUCCAUGUCGGAGAAGAUCUCAUGUUCUUUCCUAUCUGAAGUUCUAGGAGAUCAGCAAUGCUGCCAUCCAGUGCACGACAAUAUGCCUCCGCCGAGAUUGGCCAGUCAAGUUGGUUUGAAAGUACCUCCAAGAAGUUCAGCAUCCACAGUGGAAGAAAAUAGUGGCAUCACUGCUGCUCGAUUGCCAACACAGUCACAAGGUCUCAAUUCCCAAAAUGGCCCUUCGAACCAAUUUAUUGACUGUAUCGACCAAAUAGAGCCUUCAGCAGAUAAAAAUGUACCUCCAUUCGGCCAAGCGUAUGAGUCACCUUCGAGCUUCCUAGCUUUCGAUAUUGAGGAUAAUGGGAUUGAUUGGCAACUAUGAGGUGAAUGAGGGCUUGAAUCAUGUGGCUAUCGACCAAGCACUGCUUGCUCACGGCAAACUUUUUGGAUUUGACAUUCAGGGCAUUGGCC
Messenger RNA from Syzygium oleosum, 1523 nucleotides. Its product is annotated as calmodulin-binding protein 60 D-like. The transcript has 9 exons. The record is from RefSeq and is a predicted model, not a curated record. Gene Ontology annotation, molecular function: DNA-binding transcription factor activity; sequence-specific DNA binding; calmodulin binding. NCBI's taxonomy places the organism in Eukaryota, Viridiplantae, Streptophyta, Magnoliopsida, Myrtales, Myrtaceae. Gene Ontology annotation, biological process: regulation of salicylic acid biosynthetic process. Bases 1 to 1434 code for a protein of 477 amino acids. Gene Ontology annotation, cellular component: nucleus.